ACAGAGCAAGCAGAGACAAGGCCCGGCCAGGCAAGGCAAGCGAGGCGAGGCGAGGCGAAGGCGAAGGCAAGGAAGGACUGAAGGAAGGAGGGAGGGAAGGAGGUGGUGAGAGGUGAGGCUGGCUUUUGGCUUGGAGUGGCUUGGCUCUGCUUUGCUGCCCUCGAGACGACGAGCCGGGACGGACGAGAGAGAGAAAGAGAGAAAGCGAGAAAGAGAGAGCCGAGGCGACCGACGAUGACGAACAGGAAGGAGCGGUUUCAAGCUGAGUUUCGGACAGUCGACUUCGAUUGAUGCUGGCUUACUCGCUGGCUGGCUGGCAGGCUGGCUGGCCGUAGGUAGGGGGUGGAUCCUGCCCAGCCAAGAGCAAGGGAAAUUUUGUUCUGAGGGUUGGGUUGUAGUUGGCGUUGCGAAGCAAGCAGGCACCGAUGAUGGACAGGAGUUGGAUCGGCGAGUGGUGUGGCGCAGAGGUUUUGCGCGUCGGUCAAGUCAUCUUGUAAGGAGGCAGAAUGGAACGCCGAGAAAUUUGAGCAUUGUCGGAGCUGAAUGACGACGUGGGUUGCGCCUCGAGGUGCGUAGGAGCGUAUUCAACUUGUCCAUGCAGGGUUGGAUCUUAUAAUGUUCUUCUGGACAGUCCGUGGCGCCGGUGCCGGGGUCGACUCGUGGAUUAUUUCCUGGAUCGUUCUAAGAAGUGCGCGGUGGAGAUUUAAGUGCAGGUCUUUUAGUACUUGAGGGAAGGCGGCGCGGAUUACAGGUUUAGAGGUUUCCGUUACAUAGAGCUAUUAGCGGCCUUGGGCGGAGUAAAGUGGUAUCGGACGUGCAGAGAGACAGAACGCGCACGUCAGGGAGAGGGGGAGAGUGAUUCCAAGCCUUUGGAGAUUGGCCCUAUGUCAUUUCCCGGGCAGAAAUGGCUUCGCGGCCUUCAAUCUUCAUCUCUUUUUCGGCCGCCGCCCGAAAGUGCCAUCCGAAAACAGGCAGAAAUUUUGGCAUCUGUCGAGCUUUUUGGACAUUUCGCUUCAGAAUCCUUUGUGGAUGAUAUUGGGGAGCUUGUGCGCGCUCAUUACCCCACAAAUGAACAUUGCCUUCUCGAUGACGUCUUAGCUACGUUUGUUCUUCACCACCCAGAGCAUGGACAUGCGGUUCUGCAUGCUCUUCUCUCUUGUGUGAUUGAUGGGACGCUGAUUUACAACAAGAAGACCCCUCCAUUCGGAUCUUUCGUUUCUUUGUUCAGCCCUUCUACUGAGAGAGAUUUUUCGGAGCAGUGGGCUCUUGCAUGUGGAGAAACUUUGAGGGUUCUCACUCACUACAAUCGCCCGACCUUCAGGAGUGACACCCGGCAGCCGUCUGGGAGUAAUCCCAGUCCCAGUUCUAGUGGGGAGGGUUCUGGAAAGUGUAGCCAGGAAAGGGCUGGUUGGGAUGAGUAUGACAGGAGAUCUCCUACCAGACUUCUCACACCCUGGAUUACAGAUAGUCUACUCGCUGCUCCUCCAUCAAUACGUAGUGACUACUUCCAAUGGUGCGGAGGCGUCAUGGGAAAAUACACAGCAGGAGAAGAACUCAGACCUCCAACUACGGCAGUUGGAGGCCGAAGUCAAGGCAAGCAACCACAGCUCCUGCCCUCAACUCCUAGAUGGGCUGUGGCCAACGGUGCAGCAGUUAUCUUGAGUGUUUGUGAUGACGAAGUGUCUCGUUAUGAGACAGCAGAUUUAACUGCCGCAGCAGUUCCUGCCUUGCUUAUCCCUCCCCCAACAGCUCAAAAUGAGAACCUUUUAGUCUCGGGCUUACCUUUUUUGGAACCAUAUGCGCACUUAUUUCACAGAUACUACGCUGUUGCAACACCAGGAGCAACACAACGGUUGCUGUUUGGGCUUUUGGAAGCCCCUCCUACGUGGGCUCCAGAUGCUUUAGUUGUUGCUGUAGCGCUCGUCGAGCUAUUACGAGCAGCCGAUAAUUACACUUCCUCUGUCCAGCUUCCUCGAGAUUGGUUGACCAUCCAUUUCUUGAGGCCUGUCGGUGCUGCUAUGGCCCAGAGGUCAGGUACCGCCGCAGACGCUGCCGCAGCUCUUCUUUAUCAUAUUUUUUCUCGACCUGCUCUGCUCUUUCCUCCACCAUCACAAUCCCAGGGAUUGUUUUCGACGCAAACAUUAUUAUACGGCACGUCAAGCCUGGCUGCAAGUAGGGAAGAGGCCAAGGCGGCUGCAGCCCAAGAAAGCGAGGUUGCAACUGCAAGUGGAUUAGCAGCACUUUUGACUGGGCAUGGAAUUGAUGUGGAGUGUCAUAUAUGUGCUAUCUGGGAGGCAGCAUACGGUUUGCGGUCGUUGACUCCUUCGUCCGUUGAUCUUCCCGAUCUUGUUCUGUCUACACCUUUGCAGCCACCAGUGCUUUCGUGGAACUUGCUGCGAGCUCUUUUUCGAAUUUUGUCAUAUCUUCCUCCAGAAAGUCCAUCACAAGCCUGUUUGAAACGAAUUUUUUCUGCAACUAUAGAGGCCAUUUUGCAGCGAACAUUUCCUCUUGAUGAGGUAAAGCAACAGAAGGAUGGCACUAUCGUAGGUUUACAAGCUGGGGGAGGAGGUGCUGGGGCUAAGAGCGUAGGCAUGGGAGAACUUCGCGCGAUGUUGCACUGUUUGUUCACAGAGUCCUUUCUCUCCCCUGAGCUAGCCGCACAUCUUCUUUCUGAAGCUCUUAGUUUAUGUCUUAGUCAUGAUGCAAGUCGGCAAUUAGAACGAAGAAAAGCUACUGGGAAAGAUGGUGGAAGCUCUCUGACAAUGGAUGAAGACAUCUAUGGGGGAAAGGAGAUAUUCAGGACAUCUACGAUUGACGUCUCAGGAAAGCAGCGGGGUGCUGUUGCAACUUUUGAUUCCUACGUUAUUGCAGCAGUUUGCGCUUUGGCUUGUGAAGUACAAUUUUUUCCCUUUUCUCCAGCUUACUUCACGAUAAUGAAACCACCUUCCGUUGUAAUGACAAGGCCAGAUGCUGAUGGACAAGUUAGUAGCAGUGGCGCACGCGAUGGGCAAAGGUCUCUAUCUUUGCUUUCUAACAGAUUUCCAAUAGGUGUUGCCAACGUUCUGGAGCAUACGAAAAGACUUCUAGGGCUCCUAGAACUUUUACUCGGCGUUUCACCUUCGUUUGCCGGAACCGGGAGCAGUAGUAGCAGGACCAGUACAAAUGAAAUUUUGGGACAGGCAGUUGGUGCUGCACAUAUGUCAGAUCUUCUUGGUCAUUCAAGAGCUUGUCUGCACUCAUUGACAGGAAUAAUGAGGUGCAAAUGGGAUCCCGGAAUAUGUUUAAAGGCUUCAGCGGUACUUUCAGCUAUAGAAAGUAAUGGUGAUCUGGUAGCCAUUGCUACGCAUGGGAGAAACGGGUUUGGAGGACCAGACUGUACAAUAGGGAUCAAAAGAGAUUUAGAGCAGGCUUGGAACACUUCCAUCGAGGACCAGUUUAAACCUAGCCAACUUCAAAAGCUCAGCAGAGUCUCGGGCCUUCCUGGCAAUUUGAGAGGGGGAAGCAGUGAAAAGGGGCCGAAUAUCCCGAAUGGAUAUGGACCUGUAGGAGAGGCGAGAGGAUCUUUCCCCCUGGAAGCCUCGGAUGUUGCGUCUCUUCUAUGCAAGGACAGAAGAAAUGGUCGUAAUGGGACUCUUGACACGUCGUUGAAAUCUGUUCUUGUCGGAAAGCAGCAUCUAGCCAUUGGUGCCACUGCUUUACUCUGUCAAAGGCUUAUUCUUGCCCCUGAUAUUCCCAAUGCAAUCGAAGGAACUUCUGCAGAACGCGGGUGGGGUCAGGUGGUGGAGGCCUUGUGCAACAUUUCAGCUGCCUUUCCUGGAAAAGUUGCGCGGUUUGUCGUCUCUCAGGCCGAGGCAGAGCUUCGACCGUGGACCAUCAAGGACGAUGGACCAAGCCAGCAGUCUCUAUGGAGGAUCAACACUCGUGUUGUCUGUCUCCUUUCUGACCUUCUGCGACUAACGCACCUUCCAGAAAUUGUGAAAGUGGUCGUACACGAUGGAGCUCUUCUUAGACGAGCCACGGAUGGCAUGACCUUGGAUGGAGAAGCUUGCAAAUUACCUCAGCUAGAGCUUCUAGAAGCAGCAGCUCUUGCAGCGCAGGCGGCGUUGAAAUGGGAAGAGCCAAAUGAGGAGGUCGCAGAUCAAUUAUUUUCACUUCUCAGGGAGCGAUUGCCGGCCACAGUGCGGUGCUUAUCUCACAACAGUACACAUGUUCGGGCAAUGAGUGUCGCCCGUCUCAGGGACAUGCUCUAUAUGGAGUCACUCCGGUCGAGCAGCUCGAGGAAAUCCUCUGAAGGGAGCGAAAGGGAAGAGGCAAAUGGAACUGGUAACUGGAGGAGAUAUGUUGAGCAAUGUGUUGUAUGGGAGGUGCACUGUCGUCGCGCCGGCGGUAUGUCUAUCUCUUUGCUAGCCAAUGCUGCAAGUGCACUGGGCUGCCCGAUUCCUGUCUAACUGUUGUUCGGAAGAAAAGGAGUGGCAACUUUUUCUGAUUGUUAAGAAGACUCGCUCCAUGCGUGCUCCCUUCCUUGAGGAUUGUUAUCCAGCAUAUAUCUGUAGUGUGAGAAGCGACAAAGGUUGUGUGCAUCUUUGGCUCAAAUGUGCUGGUGAUGCUAAAGUGGUGGAGGGCAGAAGUUUGGUUCCAGUGCGUCAAGCACAAUCCAGAUUGUCGAGGAGUAUCUGAGUCGUUUUGGAACAUCAGUCUGGAUCCAUCGAGAAGACACAAGUGGUACACAAGAAGCACCCUCUUUCUUCUCGCAAGAUUGGUUGAAGAUGUGACAUAAAUUCAUUCGGUGCUCGUAAUCUAUUUCAAGAGCGGUCAUGAGGCGUAUUGCACUCAAUGAUGCUGGCUGUGGAUUUCCAGUCUUCGAAGGAAAGAUUCCUGAUGACAAGCUUUACAAGCUAGCUGGGAGUUUAGAAGCCCAUACAGUCUGCAAGAGAAGCAUUUGGGAGUCCAACGGAAUACCUAUUUAUACAUGCUCUCAAGAGCAGUGGCCAUGCUUUAACCAACCAGUUGAAUGCCCACUUUAACUGAGGUGUUCAAUUUGUGUCCAGGGUCUUGUCAUUGACCAUGGUCAUGUACAUUACUGUAAAUUGAGGUUCUUGAGCUUUCACAUGUCAACAUAGCACCAUUGAGUUGGCAUGAUAGUCUCAGUCAAGCACAUUGUGCAUAUUCUGGUCUUCUCAACUUAUUAGCUUCUUCAUCGUAGUUCAGGUUGCGUUCGGAAGUCUGAGCCACUUUAAAAGGCAUGCUCAGGCGGUAUCGAUGUGUCGUACGAGCAACUGUGGCUGUUAUUUAUGCAAUUAUUGUCUCUCUAGAUGCCGAAGUCCCACGAGCUUGUUGAAGUUUGCAGAAGAGGUGUUUACACCUGUUCCAUGAACUCUUUGCAGAAUCUCUUCUGUUGAAAGACCUCUGGUGGGAGAAACUAAUCGUCUACUUGUGAAGUAGUGCCCACAUUCAAACCCUGAACCCUGGAUUCCUCAGCAUUAUAAUCGGAUUCGAAGGAGCAGGUGAAAAUAUACCUCUACCUGCAACACCAACGGGAGAAGGUGCAUGCAGAGUGGUUGAUGCAUCUCACAGGCUACUCUUAAAGUAAUUUGUGUCCAUUGCGAGAGGCGAGAUACGAGUAAAACGCGACAUAUGCGCCCAUGAUGUAUCCGUGCAAUAGUUCAACAAUAAAGGGGGAC
Molecule: messenger RNA, 5681 nt
Organism: Marchantia polymorpha subsp. ruderalis
Lineage: Eukaryota; Viridiplantae; Streptophyta; Marchantiopsida; Marchantiales; Marchantiaceae
Source: the annotation of a GenBank genome assembly